AUGCCUCCAAUACGCGGAAAAAAAGGUCCAGAGCUUGACUGCCUUACCCGGGCUAAGAUCUGCGAAUUACAUGCUACAAAUGGCUGGGGUGCUACAACUAUUAAGAAGCAGCGCUUUCCCGACAUUCCACGCUCAACUAUUCAAUACACCCUUACCCAAGAGGCAAAGCGUCAAAAACAGCAAAGUCUUCCACGCUCAGGCCAACCGAGGAAGCUUACUGAAGAGGAUCGUGACUAUAUCUACGAUACUAUACAAAAAAAGCCUUCAAUUUUGAUCAAGGAUCUACUCGGAGAGGUUGAUUUUAAGGUCCACCGUAUGUCAAUUUGGCGUCUAACCCACGAAAUGGGCCUUCGAAAAUGGAGGAAAACGCAGCGGCCGACCUUAACGCCUACACACGCUGAGAAACGUCUACGCUAG
Penicillium arizonense is the source of this 417-nucleotide messenger RNA. RefSeq lists its product as uncharacterized. The record is from RefSeq and is a predicted model, not a curated record. Gene Ontology annotation, biological process: DNA integration; DNA transposition. The coding region runs from base 1 to 417 and encodes 138 amino acids. The transcript has a single exon. NCBI's taxonomy places the organism in Eukaryota, Fungi, Ascomycota, Eurotiomycetes, Eurotiales, Aspergillaceae. Gene Ontology annotation, molecular function: DNA binding.